AAAACAACAAAAUAUAAGCCAUGAGUUUUUGAAGCUAGGUUUGAUACCUGUCUGUAUUUUCGAAAGCGAAAUCUACUCAUUUCUAAUAUAGUCUAUGGGCUGUUCAAAGAGUUUACGAAGAGUAAUCACAAAUGUCCAUACGUCGAAAACUUAAACAUCUCAUAUUUGUAUUAAAGUGUCCACAGAUUGUCAAAGAUUUUUAUGUACGGUCCAACGGAGGAUUAUUUAUUGACGAUUAAGUGGUACUGCGAUAAGAAGCCACAAUUAUAUACGAACAUUAGUUUCACAUUCGUGGAGGAUCCACUGAAGUGAAUUUAGACCAAGAAUGGAUUGUGCAGAAGAUCGGAUAUUUCUAUAAUUCUAGUUUUAAAUCAGUGUUUAAAGUAAUUAAAGCAAUUAAACUCAUUCAAGCGGAAAUGGACAUAGCAUAAAAUAGCACGUUGAUGUCAUUCCAAAGUUAUUAUUCCCCCAAGGCAGGAACGAUGCGUUUUCAGCUGAUUAUCUGUGCUGUCAUAGGAUUAUUCCUAGCAUUCCGCAUCACUAUUAACGAUGCUGUCAUCUUCAAGUUUACGAAUGCCGUGUGUGAAAGUUACAACCAAUCCUGGUUCGUGUUCCACAACUGUCGUCUGAAGGCUGUCAGUCGAAGCAAAGUGUUCUUCAAUAUGAAUGGAACGAUAUUACAUCCGGCCAACGAUAUUAAAAUUCAUAUGCGGAUUUUUAAAAAGGCAAAUGGCUACAAGCCAUGGCUUUUCGAUGUAACAUGUGAUGCCUGUCUGCAUUUGCGAAAGCGAAAUACCCCCUUCCUAUCGAUAGUCUAUGGGCUCUUCAAACCAUAUACUAACAUUAAUCACACAUGCCCCUACGUGGGUCCACAGAUUAUUACAGACUUUUAUCUAAGACCCGAGCUACUGCGCCUUCCCUUUCCAACGGGGGAUUAUAUGUUGUCGAUGCGGUGGAUCUUCGAUAAGAAGCUCCAGUUUGAUACGAACAUUAGUUUUACGUACGUAGAGGAUCUAAUCAAGAGCAAAUAGUUGGAGUUACAUGCAGACGAUUCCUGAAAACCAACAGAUC
Molecule: messenger RNA, 1071 nt
Organism: Drosophila pseudoobscura
Lineage: Eukaryota; Metazoa; Arthropoda; Insecta; Diptera; Drosophilidae
Exons: 3
Coding region: 444-1031 (195 amino acids)
Source: RefSeq, a predicted model, not a curated record